Molecule: messenger RNA, 685 nt
Organism: Megalops cyprinoides (Indo-Pacific tarpon)
Lineage: Eukaryota; Metazoa; Chordata; Actinopteri; Elopiformes; Megalopidae
Gene: acyp1
Product: acylphosphatase 1, erythrocyte (common) type
Exons: 3
Coding region: 33-413 (126 amino acids)
Molecular function (GO): acylphosphatase activity
Source: RefSeq, a predicted model, not a curated record
AUACUAGCCAAAAGCCCGGAUGUUAGGAUGCUAUGAAUCGGUUGGCAUUGAAUAGAGUCCUCAGUAGACCUAGUUACAGUUUUUCUUUAUUAAGGUUGUAUACCUCAGCGAUGUCUGAUAAAGAAGAUCUCAUUUCAGUGGAUUACGAAAUAUUUGGGAGAGUGCAGGGGGUGUUUUUCCGAAAAUACACACAGGCAGAGGGGAAGAAGCUGGGCUUGGUAGGCUGGGUGCAGAACACAGAGGCUGGGACUGUUCAGGGGCAGCUCCAAGGCCCCAGCUCCCAGGUCGAACAGAUGCAGGAGUGGCUCAAGACCACAGGCAGCCCCAAGUCACAAAUCAUCAAGGCAGAGUUCAAAAAUGAGAGGAAAAUCGAGGGCUUGGAUCACACGAACUUCAAGAUUGUUCGCCCCUGACAGUAAUUUCAUAUAAGCUUUCAAUGCUUUUUAAAAAGUGUUCGUUGGCCUGAAAUUCACUCCUGGUAUUAAACUAAUUUAUUUUGUUCAUCUGUGUUGUCGUAGUAUGUCAGGAGGGAAAAUAGUUUACAUUUGGCUGGUGGCCAAAAUAGGAAUGUUAUUUAUUGCAAUGACAAGUUAGUACUUGGCCCAUUGCUCUUGCUGGGCAAUAACAAAAACUGAAGUGCUGUCCACUCAAUAUAGCAAUGACUUUCCAUUAUAAUAAACUAUUC